Colletotrichum tamarilloi is the source of this 3084-nucleotide messenger RNA. Its product is annotated as glycosyl hydrolase family 47. The coding region runs from base 1 to 3084 and encodes 1027 amino acids. Gene Ontology annotation, biological process: carbohydrate metabolic process; mannose trimming involved in glycoprotein ERAD pathway. The record is from RefSeq and is a predicted model, not a curated record. Lineage: Eukaryota; Fungi; Ascomycota; Sordariomycetes; Glomerellales; Glomerellaceae. Gene Ontology annotation, molecular function: mannosyl-oligosaccharide 1,2-alpha-mannosidase activity; calcium ion binding. Gene Ontology annotation, cellular component: membrane; endoplasmic reticulum. The transcript has 3 exons.
AUGAUGCCCCGCCGACGGAGCCGUUAUGUGAUUCUUGUCGCUGUUGUGAUGGUCUUUAUGCUGUAUCAGGUCUUCAAAAAUCCUGAAUGGGAUUCCACAGGUCAAUCCAGCAGCAUCAAGCCCAGCGAACCCGAAAAGGGCCAAAACGUCCAUAAGGAUUCCUCGAAGCCACCCCCGGCCAACGAUCCCGCUUCCAACAAGCACCUCAACAACCAGCCGCCCCCCGAUAGCGAACAUCCCCACGACCAAGAGGAAGACGAGCCUGAGCAGAACCCUCAGAAGCAGACGGCCAAGCCCACUGUCAAGAUUCCUCAGCUCAAGACGGAGAAGGCCAAGGCGCCCACCAACACUCUCUCUGGCCCUACCCUUUCCAUCCACGCCUACAAUGACGAGGUAGAGGCCACCAAGUCGCCCGAGGUCACCAAGGCGCCCACAAAGCCUCUAGAGUUGGAAGAGGACCUCCAUGCCAAGAAGCCUCCCGGCCGACCCAACUUUGAUAUCGCCGAGAGCCUGUCGACCUCGACAUCACAGAUCCACUGGCACAAGGUCUCCGAGCACUUCCCCGUUCCAACGGACGAGAUUAUUCCCCUCCCCACCGGCAAGCCCAAGGACAUUCCCAAGAUCCAAUACGACUUCAAGCCAGAGUCCGAGGCUGCCAAGGACAAGCGCGAAAGGCGCCUAGCCCUGAUCAAGGCUGAAAUGCUACGGUCCUGGGGCGGAUACCGUAAGUACGCUUGGAUGCACGACGAACUUUCGCCUGUCAGCGGUCGUAACCGCGACCCCUUUUGUGGCUGGGCUGCUACUCUCGUAGACGGUCUUGAUACGCUCUGGAUUAUGGGCAUGAAGGAAGAGUUUGCCGAGGCCGUCAAGGCCGUCAAGGAGAUCGACUUCACCUACAGCCCGACGCGCCGUGACAUCCCGAUCUUCGAGACCACUAUCAGAUACUUGGGCGGCCUCCUCGCUGCUUACGAUGUGAGCGGCGGUAAAGAGGGCGGCUACACUGUCCUGCUGGACAAGGCCGUUGAACUCGCCGAAAUCUUGAUGGGCAUUUUCGACACCCCCAAUCGCAUGCCUAUCUUGUACUACAACUGGAUGCCCGAGUAUGCUUCCCAGCCACACCGAGCUACGACCGUUGGCGUGGCCGAACUGGGUUCGCUAAGCAUGGAGUUCACACGCCUUGCCCAAUUGACCGGUAAAGACAAGUACUACGAUGCCAUCGCUAGAAUUACCGACGCUUUCGAGGACCUCCAGAACCGUGGCACUACUAUUGAUGGCAUCUUCCCUGAACAGCUGGACGCCUCUGGCUGCAACAGGACCGCUGAAGCCAUUAUUUACCAAGAGGAACAAGCUGCGGCUGCUAGUGCGAGUGCGGCCGCUGCUCGGUUGAGCGAGCCCCAGGGCCACGAGCCUGCGGCUGCUGAGGCCAAGCGCGACGAAACUGAUCCGAUUUUGCCGCAGGAAACUGCUGUGGCCAAGGGCAACGGCAGUGAGCCGGAACGCAACCCACUCGCGAGGCGGGCUGUUGGUGUCGACAAGAAUGGCGAGUCUGUGGUUGAGAAUGCAAACAUCGAUAACAAGCAGGCUUUCCCGGCACCCAAGGUCAACGAACAGCCCUUGUACCCCGGUAACAGUGGUCGGAGGCCAUCUACUCCUACGACACCUGACAAAUCUUCAUGGGAAUGCAUCAAGCAAGGGCUUGCCCCUGGUGGUUGGGGAUACCAGCAGUAUAGCAUGGGUGGUAGCCAAGAUUCCACCUACGAGUAUUUCCCCAAGGAAUAUCUCGUCCUUGGCGGUCUGGAGCAAAAGUACAAGACGAUGCACAUCAAGACGGUCGAGGCUGUGAAGAAGUGGCUUCUCUACAGGCCUAUGGUUCCCAAAGAAAGGGAUAUCCUCUUCUCGGCCAAGGUUUCGACAUCUGGCGACCCCGAAAACGAUCUGCGAACUGAGUAUGAAGUUACUCACCUCACCUGCUUCAUUGGUGGCAUGUUUGGUCUGGGAGGCAAGAUUUUUGACAGACCCGAUGAUAUUGAGAUCGCCAAGAAGCUCACUGACGGAUGCGUCUGGGCGUACGAGACUAUGCCCUCCGGUAUCAUGCCUGAAGGAGCCUCUGUCGUGCCCUGCGCGUCUACCAAGAGCUGCCCGUGGAACGAGACUCUUUGGUGGGAGCACCUCGACCCGUCAGCUGACUGGCGUGAGGCACAGGUCAAGGCGUGGGAGGAUAGGCAACGUGAGAAGAAGCAGCAAAAGCAGCAGGACGCCCUCCGUAAGCAAACCACUGAACGAGGCAACAAGCCUGUUGAGAAGUCAACCGAAGAGACAGUCCAGUCCGAGUCACCCGUCGAAAAGAAGGACCCCCUCGACGAUAUUCACGUUCCCAAGGAUGAGCCGAAGAAGCUAGGCUCAGCUGAGAAAACCGAGUACCCGGCGCCUGAGCCUGGCCUGAACAAGUCCCCUUCCAACGUUGAUGAGCACCUUUUGAAGAAGAGAGAUCCUGCUCCGCCAGUGUCUCAAGACCCUCGUAAGGGCACUGCUCAGGAGGCCGCCAGCAACACUCUAAAGGACAAGCUCGACCUGAACAACCCUGGAAGUGCCACCGACGAUAUCACCGGCAGUGUCCCCAACGAUGCACCCGUCAGCGGUGGCAUCGUGGGCAAGAUCGCGUUCGAGGAGGAGGGAGAGGUUCCCGAUCCGAAGCCGCUCUCGCAUGAGGAGUGGGUCAAAGACAAGUUAGAGCUCGAGAAGAUCCCGCCUGGCUUCGUCAACAUCAACGCCAGGCGCUACAUUCUUCGUCCAGAGGCUAUCGAGUCCGUGUGGUACAUGUAUCGCAUCACUGGAGACCCUGUAUGGCAAGAGAAGGGAUGGAAAAUGUGGGAGGCCAUCAUCAAGGCGACUCGUACCGAGCACGGCAACAGCGCCAUCGACGACGUCCUGUCUGAAGAUCCUCAACCUGUAGACGAGAUGGAGAGCUUCUGGAUCGCCGAGACGCUGAAGUACUUUUACCUCUUGUUCUCAACUCCCGAUGUCGUCAGCUUAGACGACUGGGUCCUCAACACCGAGGCGCAUCCGUUCAAGCGUCCUGUUUGA